AUGAUUUUCUCAAGUUUCAUAUCAGCCUCUCUUGCUGCACCAUACAUGGUUUCAGCAUUACUUCUCCUCCUUAUCUUGGAGCAACUCUCUUACCUUGUCAAGAAAGGCAACCUCCCUGGGCCUCUCUUCGUUCCUCCGAUCAUCGGAAACGCCAUUGCACUCGUCCGUGACCCCACUUCCUUCUGGAACAAGCAAUCCGCCAUGGCCAGAAUCUCCACCGGUGGCCUCUCCGCCAACUACCUCAUCGGGAAAUUCAUCGUCUACAUCAGAGACACAGAGCUUUCUCAUCAGAUAUUUUCCAAUGUUCGUCCCGACGCCUUCCACCUCGUCGGACAUCCCUUCGGCAAGAAGCUCUUCGGUGAUCACAAUCUCAUCUACAUGUUCGGCGAGGAUCACAAAUCCGUCCGCCGCCAGCUUGCUCCAAAUUUCACCCCUAAAGCACUCUCCACUUACACUUCUCUCCAGCAACUAGUCAUCCUCCGUCACGUACGGCGGUGGUGGGAGGAGGAAAGUUUCUCCGGCGGAUCACGUCCGGUGUCGCUUCGAAACCUCGUCCGUGAACUCAACCUAGAGACAUCCCAGACGGUUUUCGUCGGGCCAUACCUUGACGAAGAAGCAAGAAACACGUUCCGUACGGAUUACAAUCUGUUCAACCUCGGAUCCAUGGCGCUCCCAAUCGACAUCCCAUGGUUUGCGUUCGGCGAGGCUCGCCGGGCGGUGAAGAGGCUCGCGGAUACGCUCGCCGUCUGCGCGGGAAAAUCGAAGGCGAGGAUGGCGGCAGGAGAAGAGCCGACUUGUUUAAUCGAUUUCUGGAUGCAGGCGAUUGUCGCGGAGAUCAAAUCCGGGGAUCCGGCGCCGCCGCAUUCCGGAGACGAAGAGAUCGGCGGUUUCCUCUUCGAUUUUCUAUUCGCCGCGCAGGACGCGUCCACGUCAUCGCUUCUAUGGGCGGUUGCGCUUCUCGAUUCCGAGCCAAGUGUGCUGAGCAGAGUGAGGGAGGAAGUCGCGAGAAUCUGGUCGCCUGAGUCUGGCGACGGGUUGAUCACCGUCGAUCAGCUCGCGGAGAUGAAGUACACGCGCUCCGUGGCGCGUGAGGUCGUUAGGUUUCGGCCGCCGGCGACGAUGGUCCCACACGUGGCUGCUGAGAAUUUCCGACUCACGGAAUCGUACACUAUCCCAAAAGGUACGAUCGUGUUUCCCUCGGUUUUUGACUCCUCGUUUCAAGGGUUUACUGAACCGGACCGGUUCGAUCCCGACCGGUUUAACGAGACCAGGAGAGAGAACGAGGUGUUCAAACGCAACUUCUUGGCUUUUGGGUGGGCCUCGCACCAGUGCGUGGGACAGCGUUAUGCGUUGAACCACCUCGUACUCUUUAUAGCCAUGUUUUCGACAAUGUGCGAUUUCAAGAGGCUUCGAUCGGACCGCUGCGAUGACAUCGUGUACUGCCCCACGAUAGCGCCUAAGGACGGGUGUACGGUGUUGUUGUCUAGGCGUGUCGCAACAUAUCCGAACCUUUCCUCAAAUUGA
Microthlaspi erraticum is the source of this 1524-nucleotide messenger RNA. NCBI's taxonomy places the organism in Eukaryota, Viridiplantae, Streptophyta, Magnoliopsida, Brassicales, Brassicaceae. The record is from the annotation of a GenBank genome assembly.